This is a messenger RNA of Centropristis striata (black sea bass), 2108 nucleotides long. It is a transcript of the gene spata6, whose product is annotated as spermatogenesis associated 6. The coding region runs from base 150 to 1508 and encodes 452 amino acids. NCBI's taxonomy places the organism in Eukaryota, Metazoa, Chordata, Actinopteri, Perciformes, Serranidae. Gene Ontology annotation, molecular function: myosin light chain binding. Gene Ontology annotation, biological process: spermatogenesis. The transcript is spliced from 11 exons. The record is from RefSeq and is a predicted model, not a curated record.
AAACAACAGAUUAGUGUGUGCGUGCUGCGUAUUUUGCGUGCGUGCAGAGAGAGCUUGUGAUUGGUCAAGUCUUGGUCACGUGACUGUACAUCCGCUCUGUGACUGUUGCUGUUUGGCAUCUAUGACAACAAACUUUGAAAGUUGAAUGAAUGGCUUCAGUGAAGAAGAAGCUUUCCUCCACUAAAGGGCCUCGCAAGUCUCUGAAAUGUACCGUAUACUUGGACAUUCAGACAGUCACAUGUCCAGGAGUUUUACUGACCAAAACCAACGAUAUCUACCUCAGUGUGUGUAUCAUGGGCCAGUACAGGAAGACUCCAUGUUUGCCACCUGUGUUCCCUUUGCCUUUCCACCACAAAAUGGUAUUUGUCAAGACUUUCCCCAGCGUUGUUGACCCUGCUGAUGUAGCUGACCUCCUGGAAGCUGACACAACAUCUUUUGAGCUGAUUCAGUUGGUGCCUCCAGAGGGUGAGGUCCUUGCCACAAUGAAGGAGAGCAGCAGAGAUUUCCUGUACCCUGAUCCCAUACUUAGCUCCAGAGAGAGAGCUGCAGAGAGGGACGUACUGAUGAAGAGAUCCUCUUCCUUUCCCGGAAUCUCCCCCAAAGUAGAGUUUGCCACAACAUCAGUCAUAGAAGAGAGUGAUGGGAGAGACAGCUGGCCUACCUCGUCUACUUCCUGUCUUUCUCCAGUGAGACAUUCUUUAACUCCAUCCAGACAGAGUUCCUCAAAAAAGUCUUCAUCAAGCACCAAAAUAGACGAUGUAAACUGUGUCUCUUGGAAAGGUGGGAAUGAUAAGCCAAAUAUUAAGGCUACAAUUAUGAACUCUGCAUCGUCCCCAACAUCCAGACGGCACACUUCUUCAACCCCAUCUGGCCGAAGUCCCCAGAAAACCAAGAAGGAGAAAAAACAGACUUCUCCUAGACGUUCUGUAGACUCUGGCUACCAGCAGCCCACUGUUUCCUCAAGGACACGAGCCCUGUCCCCUUACACCCACCGCAAGAUGUGCCAGCUUUCAGAGGACGCCAGGCAGAGACUCAGCCAUCUCCAGCUGGGGCCUCACCACUUCAGGAAGGAGACAGAGAGCCAGCCGCCCUUCUUGGUCUCACGCUGCAAUAGUGCCUCUCUGAUGGGAACUCCUUCCUCCUCUGCACAGACUGGUAGCAUGCAUCUACACUCAGUCAGCCUCACAGCUGAUCACACAGAUUCUUCUCUCCUGGGGAGUUACAGACCAAAAAUUGCAAGAGGGACAGUGGGUUCUGUGAGGGUCAAGUCACCUCCAGAGACACAGUGGAGACUUGAAGCCCACACCACAAGCCCCAUGAGAGGUGCUGCAUCAGUUCCGUCCACACCGGCCGCGUCGCACUCCAGAAGUCCUGUGAAUCUCGGCCAUUCCCUCAGAGAAAGGCUCCAGACGAGUCCAUCCUACUGUGAGCAGAUCCACAGCCGAGUCCAGAGGAUUCUGCAGACCCACAAAACCACCUUGAACAACCAAAUUACCUUUGAACUUUAACUUUCUGAUUUGCCGACAAGGUGAUCAAACAAGUGAGCUUACCAUACAUAGAGUAUUCAUUAUUGAAAUAAUCACUCUCUUAAUGCACACAAGUCUGUAGGAGUGGAGGCCCAGGACGAGACACAAACACAUCAGCUUAACCUCACGAUUUUAUCAUUCAGUGAGUCCAAACAUCUCACACACGUAUCUUCAUUCAUCUCCCUUUGUCGUUCAUUUAAAUUUCAAACCUUCUCAAGCCCCGGCUGAGCUUUGUUUGUCAUUGAUACUCUUUGAAAAGGCAGGAAAUUUGCAGGGGUUAUGUUCAAAAGCAUAGCAGCACUGCUUCCCUCCCACCCAUCAGCUGGGCUGUUUUUAAAAAGUGCCCCAAUGGUGAAACCAAACGGAGACGUUGUCUAAUUUCACUAAAGCUGUGUGAAAUUGGCUCGGUUAUAAAGAAGCAACAUUUUUGUGUGUGUGUGUGUGUGUGAGAAGUAGACAUGGUGGAUGUAAGCUGCAGCUGUUAAGAGCUCAUCUCUUGCAACACAAAAGAGGGACAAGAAGGUAGCAAAGAGCAGCAGCUACAAGAAACUGAAGAGAUUUAAGAGAGAGGAGGAACAAAAG